Danaus plexippus (monarch butterfly) is the source of this 1404-nucleotide messenger RNA. Its product is annotated as golgin subfamily A member 6-like protein 22. Lineage: Eukaryota; Metazoa; Arthropoda; Insecta; Lepidoptera; Nymphalidae. The record is from RefSeq and is a predicted model, not a curated record. The transcript is spliced from 5 exons. Bases 318 to 1193 code for a protein of 291 amino acids.
UUGCAUGUUCUCAUAAUUAAUCUGUGCUUAUAUAUUAUAAAUGAACAGCAAGGUUUCUGAAAACUGCAGGUGUCAAGAUAUUUGAUCGAUAACAAUGUAGCAACCAAAUCCAACGUUGUCAUUGAAUUUUGCUGUAACAUGUAUGUUAAACAAAAUUUUAAGUUGUUUAAUAAAUCGAUAUUAUAUUUGUUUUAGUCUCUUUCUUCACUGAUAUUACGGCAUUUAACUAAUGCUUAAAGAGAAAUCUGUUCAUAUAGUUUGGUUGCAAUCAAACUAGCUCAAGUUCCCACUAUUGUGUAACAUACGGAAGUAACAUAAUGGUGUUUUGUUACAAGAUUAUAACAGAGUCACCGCGCCGUUCGAGAUGUUCCUCACCGAGAAAAGACUUGACACAAUACUAUAUCCCGAACGUAUCCUCAGAAUUUAUAAGCUCCUAUGAUUACGAAGAAGGCAAAAACGUCUGGGAUGACAUACCUGAACGCGACUGGCGUUUGCUCGGGGCUCUCGCUAGGAAGAGAGAAGAACAAGAAGAGAGGGAGAAAUUAGCGGAACAAUUUCAGAAGAUGUGGCUGAAGGAAAAAGAAAAUCGGCAAAUGGUAGAAGCAGAAACAUCAGAGCAGUAUAAACGAUACCUACAUAAGAAGAGGUCUCACGAGAAGUAUCUUCAGGAGUACAAAAGACUGCAGAGGGCAGAGCAGCAACAGGCCAGAGUUGGACAACUGAUAGAUUGCAUCAAACACAAAGAGGAGAGAAGCAAAGACGUUUUGGCUUGGAGGGAUGAUAGAAAGAUAACACAAAUUAUCGGCAAGGCAGUAGAAGAGGAGGCCCGAGCGCAGUUGGCAGCUGAUCGCCGUCAGCAGCGAAGAUUUGAAGACGAAUGGAGAAAGACGGUUGAACUCGUGGAUACCACAAGACGAUCGGAAGAUGCAAGGAAACGGAGAAGAGCCAGAUUGAGAGAAGAGUCACAGCGUCUAGCGAUUACAAAUGCUCUGACGUCAUGGGAGACGUCUCUGGUUCGUCAAGAGGUAGCCGCUGCUGAGGCUGGGCGACGAGCUCUAGUGUCCGCAGCUCUGGCGGUCAAAGACGAGAAGACAUGGCGAAUACAACAAGCCAAGAACACGCGGAGGGAACGAGGGAGGAACAUAGCGGCAAUCACAGCUAUGAUGAGAGAAGCCGUCAGGAACGGGAGAUAGGUCAUUUAAUUCUCAGAGAUUCACACAUGUUACUUAUAACUGUUGUAUUUGUUGAUUGUUUAUUGAAUUCUAUUAAAUUAUUAUACUUCUAAAAAUACAAAAUCUGUUAGUCGCCAGCUCGUGUUAUACUGAACUCAAGAUAUAUGGUUUUAUAAUGUUAACUACAGUACACAUCACUAGUGUCACCGAUACUUGUAAAUUUAAAAAAAUA